Molecule: messenger RNA, 2348 nt
Organism: Thalassophryne amazonica
Lineage: Eukaryota; Metazoa; Chordata; Actinopteri; Batrachoidiformes; Batrachoididae
Gene: taf1b
Product: TATA box binding protein (Tbp)-associated factor, RNA polymerase I, B
Exons: 16
Coding region: 100-1857 (585 amino acids)
Biological process (GO): RNA polymerase I preinitiation complex assembly; nucleolar large rRNA transcription by RNA polymerase I
Cellular component (GO): RNA polymerase I core factor complex; RNA polymerase transcription factor SL1 complex
Molecular function (GO): RNA polymerase I core promoter sequence-specific DNA binding
Source: RefSeq, a predicted model, not a curated record
UCGUGCGGUGUGAACGUUACGGGAGAAAGAAGAAGAAGCCGACCCACGCAGCGUGCUAAAGUUUAAAAAUAUCGAUUAAAAACUCAUUUUUCUCUGAAAAUGGACGAUGAGGAAACGGGUGGAUUCAGGGAAGCGUGUGCACAGUGCUCAGCAGUGGACUGGGGCGUCUCAGAUGGGGGUUGUUUCUACUGUAAAUCCUGCCACAACGUCAUCGAGAGAAUCAGAGAGGUGGUGGAGCCAACCUUCACUAAAAGCUCCCAGGUCUCCACCGUCGGCAGAGGAUCCCGAAACAAAGGAUCUGAGAGUGGGUGCCAGUGGAUGGUCUGUGAGGGUUUCCAGGUCAUCCUGAGGAACCAGGCUGAUGCUCUGCUCCGUCUAGGAGUCUGCUCACAGUUCAAGGAUGAGGUUCUGUGCCCGCUCUGGAGACUGUAUCUGCAGAAGAGUCAGCAGGCCUACACCACCAAACCCGUGUGGACAUCGGCGUUCACGCUGCAACGUCUGGACUCUGACAACACCUUAGAGGUUCCCGUCGUGUCCACCAGUGACACGGAUGCCGACAGGAACCCACUCAGCACAUCCAGCUUCAACACAGACAGCUGCAGCGGUUGGUCGCAGUUGUCGGGCUCCAUGGACUCCUUCAGCUAUGUGACGGGACGCCAGAAGCAGCGUCGCUUCUUGAUGAGCAUGCAGAAGACUCUGGCUUUGCUCCAUCUGGCUCUGGUCUGGUGCAGGGAGGCGCUCACCCUCAGUGAUCUGCUCAGGUUGGUGAAUGAAGGACAUGUCCCGUAUGUUCGUGCGUGUGAGGAUCUCCCUGAAGGCAUGAAGCCAAAAGGCAACGAUGUUCACAUCUUCAGAGUCCAGAAGAUUCCGUCCCACAAGGCUGUGCAUCAGGAGGCUCAGGCCUUGGCGGUGUUCCUGCAGCUACCUGCUUUUCCUCCAGUAAGCCAGCAGAGUGCGCUGCAUCCAGCCAUGCUCAGCUUGCGCUACCUGAUUGAUGCUAACCUACCAGACGAGCUCCACGUCUGGGUCUGCAGGGUGAUGGAACUUGCCAGAUUGGAACAUCAAGCUUCACAGAUGCUUGACUGCUCGUCCCAAACUGUCCUCCCACAGUAUGAUGUCCAGACCGCCGCCCUCAUCGUGAUCACCAUGAAGUUCCUCUUUGGCCUGGACGACCACACUGAAUGGAAUUUGUCCAACGAUGCAGGUGACCAGCUCGAUCCAGGUGGUGUGUUUAACCUAAGGCGGUGGUACCGGCUGCUGCAGGCGGCUCUGCUCAGAGCUCAGCAGAGGAAAGACGAAGACUCCGCCAGGAAACAGUGGGUGACCCAGCAGCCUUUGGCAGUGACCAGGCAUGACGAACGCAUUGGAAUAAAAAAGAAACGAGUGUCUGAGCAGCUGCAGAUCUGCUUUGAGCAGCUGUCGUCUCGACCGGCGGGCGUUAGCCACAGCAGCCCAUCCAGCUUCAGGUUCUGCUGGGGGGACCAGGAUGGAGCCGAUGGACCCAGCAUGCACCACAAGAGGCUGGAUGGCGCCAUAACUCGGAAACGCAACAUCCUGGUACCGGUAAACUCGGACUAUUGGUGCUCGGGGCUGCGGUGCUACCGUCCUAAGACGUGCCGCAGCCACUAUUCAGAGCUGGAGCCGACACUUCCACGGAUGUUUGUGUGGCUGCUGAAGCUUUUCUCCUUCAUGCUGGACGUGACGCCAGCGCAGCUGUACGAGGAGGUGGAGCGAGUUGAGAGGGCGGCGCUGAGAACGAGACCACCAAGACCAGGAGCAAAACGUGCCGCAGGCCGGACCCGAAGACGACACAGUUACGAGGAUGUGAGGGGACCAAAAAAUAAGAAACGGCUAUAAAGCAAUGAUUUAAUUGGACGUUGUGAAGCAGCGGUUGGACGACCAGCUCAAAUCUGUGACAGACCAAGAUGCCGCCGGCUCAAACCUGAAUCGAUGUUUAAAUUUAUAUAGGUAGAUGUUUAAAGUGAACAGCGCCAGUCUGUUCGAACCGCCUCAUUGACUAAUGCGCUUCAACUCAAACAGCAGCGAACAAAGAGUCUGAUGAAUGAAGCUUUAAGUGAACACAUCUUAAAAAGCCAGCUCUAAGAGGAGCCAGCUGCCUGAUUACCAUGUCACAUUUGAUUGGUUGAAAUAAUGUGACAGAGCAGAAAGGACAGAACAUGUGAUCAGAUACACUCACAAAGAGAACAAAGGGUGUAACUUAUUUAAUAAGUUGUGCACGGGGUUUUAGACAAACACUGGAGCUGAGGACACCGCUGUCAGAGCCGUGGGCUGAGUCCGGCUUCAGCAGUCACCGGGCAGGAAUGAAGUGAGCUCUUUGUCCGCCUCCA